AUGUCAUUACUGAACUUCUGGGAUACGCAGCGUCCUGCGAAACGCCGACGGGCUUCUGAGAAGGGGAACACUAGUGAUACAGAUGCAGAGAUUAAACCACCGCCGAGUCCGAGCCCGAGUCCUUCGGUUACAGUGGCUGAGAUGCCCGCUGCAGACGAUUUAGAGCAUAUCCCGAAUAGCCAAACAGAUCUAGAGACUUCUCUACCUCUGAUCAAGACCGACGAAGACGCGAUUGAGGAGUACGAGGCUUCGCAGCAUGAUUCUGAGUUGGGAUUACAUGUGAGGCUACGAGAUGGAGUUUGGCAGAAAGGCAAAAGCUCUAUCUACGUGGAUGCGUUCAACCUGGCACUGGAAACUGUGCUGGAUGAGGAAUCGCAUCUAUUUAACGAGGCCGAAAUGGAAAUAUUUGCCCAGUGGCGAAAGCUGUCUUACGAAUCCCAGUAUCUAUAUGUUCGACUGUUCCUCCGCAAGACCUCCGCCUGGCACCGUAUCAACCGACUGAACUACUACUCCGAUAUCUCCGAUUUGUUCUCAGUUGCCAAGGACUUACAGCAGAGCCGGAGCCUGCCUGGUUCAGAACUGGGAGAUACGUUCAGAUUUGCAGAGGGAAUAGAAAAUAUCACAACGCUGGAGGAGGCGUCAUCACUUCUAUUACUAGAAGAACUCAAAGUCUUUGCAAAGGAGGCCAAGGUUCAAGGCAAGAGUAAGAAAGAGCUGCUGGCAGCUCUACGCGAGGCAAGCCAGACCCAAACAGGACUCAAGGAUGCGAACAACAGAGACAGUUAUUUCACACAGAAGAUCUUAGACUACACAGGUGGAUGCAUCAGGAUCUCACCAAUACCCCGUGCUCUCUUCGAACGAGUGCAUCUGGUCUUCUAUCGCUCGACAGAGUGGACCGAAAAGUCUCUUACAACAAUUAUCCUAGCCAAGAUGUCUAAAAGAAACUUCCCGGAGUAUAUUGUCUGUCGCUCGAAUUCCAUCUUCUCAUCUAGAGAAGCACUAUUGGAAUUCGAAUCAGCCAUACAAACCCAAUUCGCCAUCGAUAACAUUCUGGAAUUCAACGGCCCAAUCACAACCGAGUCCCUUCAGCAGAUCCUCGAUCUUGCCAAUAAAUCCCAUCCACGAUGGAAAGAGCUAGUCGAGCAGGAGCAGAGGAAAGAAGACAGCAUCUAUGAAAGCGGAGAGGGCGCUUAUCUACGUCGGUUCUCGCCCGCGUGGGUGCUUACAAGAAUCAUCCACAAGAGCCUCCACCCGCUAGGUCGGUUCAAGGAGCAUAAACGGGAACACGAGGUGCUAGAAGAGCUUCUCGGCCAGCGUCUCUUCCACGCUGCCCGGCGCGGGGCUUGGUAUCAGCGCAAGGCGUUGUUGGAGGAACACUAUAUGUGGGCACUUACACCUGCUGAGGGUCGCAGCGAAGAGGUUCAACGCAAACAUUGGAAGAGAGUUGCGCUGCGAACAUGUGAGAAUGGGCUGGAAGAUCCGUUGUGUCAUUUGAUCUUCCAUUAUGACCUACAGAAGCGGAUUACGAAGCUAGAAAAGGCGCUCAGAGUGGUGAAACGGGAACAGCAUGAUUUCGGACAUGUUAUGCUCGGAAAACCGGCUGAGCGGACGAUCGAAGGUAUCCGUAUUGAUACGGGGGACUCGCCUCGGAAAGGAAAAGCGACUAUCUGGGUUGAUGAGAGGGAAGGCGGCGAGUGUAGGGUGGAGAGCAUGUGUCUGAGCUGGUACCGCGAUCAGGGUUGGAAGGGGUACCACUCUGAGAGUGGGAUUGUGCGGACAUUAUUUGGCUACCUCUUCUACGAUAUCUUAUUCACCUAUGUGCCCAAUGUCUUCCAGACUGCCUUCCAGACGUGUCCGCUCGAUCUCCACACCGAUGUUUUCUACCCUUCUCGCGCAUCGGAGAUCAAUCAUCGGCUAGUGGAGAUCACCAACGGUGAAGCGGAGAGGAUUGUCCGUGAGAUCCAUGCGCGUGAGGGAGAGGCCCAGCCCUGCGCUGUUGGGCUUGACUGGUCUUUCGAUCUAGAUGACUUGAUUGAGAUCGUGCAGUGUUUCCGAGGUGAAGCGCUUGCUACUAUUUGCAAGGUCAUGGCGCAGGAAUAUCAGCAGCGCGGUGGGGGCAUCCCAGACUUGUUCCUUUGGAAUUACGGAACGAGGACGGUGAUGUUUGCCGAAGUUAAGUCCGAGAAUGAUCGUCUGAGUGAUACUCAGCGCCUUUGGAUCCAUAUCUUAUUGGCGGCUGGGGUUAAAGUUGAGCUUUGUAAUGCUGUUGCGAGGGAGGUUAAAACCGAGGCUGAAGUAAAGUGUGAGUGA
Messenger RNA from Penicillium paradoxum, 2310 nucleotides. RefSeq names its product fanconi-associated nuclease 1. Gene Ontology annotation, cellular component: nucleus. Gene Ontology annotation, biological process: interstrand cross-link repair. The transcript has 3 exons. Lineage: Eukaryota; Fungi; Ascomycota; Eurotiomycetes; Eurotiales; Aspergillaceae. The coding region runs from base 1 to 2310 and encodes 769 amino acids. Gene Ontology annotation, molecular function: flap-structured DNA binding; 5'-flap endonuclease activity; 5'-3' exonuclease activity. The record is from RefSeq and is a predicted model, not a curated record.